CACGCCGGAGUAGAGCACACUCUCUCAGUUGUCAGGCGAAAGUACUAUUUAACUCAGGGCCGGCGGGCCGUACGAAAAACCUUGGCGCGCUGCGUCAAAUGUCGGCGCAGGUGUGCGCAACCUCGACCACCGAUAAUGGCUAAUCUUCCCAAAGAAAGGCUGCUACCAUUCGUCCGACCCUUUUCUACUUCUGGUCUUGACUUCUUCGGGCCUUUCAACACAGUUAUCGGCCAACGCACUGAGAAGCGCUAUGGUCUCCUCGUCACUUGUUUCUCCACCCGCGCUGUUCAUCUGGAGCUGGUUUAUUCUCUCUCUUCCGACUCCUUUUUGAUGGCGUUACGCCGAUUCAUUGCCGAUCGCGGCCAUCCAGGCACCAUAUUCUCCGACAACGGGACUAAUCUGGUCGCGGGUGAGAAGGAACUGCGCGAGGGGAUUGCGAACCUGAACUCAAAGCUUGUGACCGAAGAAAUGAUCGAUCGUGGAAUCGACUGGAAGUUCUCGCCGCCUUCCGGCCCGCAUUUCGGUGGAUCAUGGGAGCGUCUCGUCGGCUCCAGCAAGAAAUCUCUGCGGGCUGUUCUAGAAGAACGUAGCGUUACCGAUGAAGUGCUACUCACCGUUUUAAAGGAGGUUGCAUCGCUUCUGAACACUCGACCCCUGACGCAUGUUUCGACUGACCCGUCUGAACCGGAACCAUUAACGCCGAACCACUUUAUUCUUGGCUGUCAUCAUCCCCACUAUCCCCCGAACGUCGAAGAAGAAUUUAGCGAUUUGUCUAGACGGCGCUUCAGGCAGUCGCAGUUCAUUGUGAAUCAAUACUGGCGCAGAUGGAUGCGAGAGUACGUGCCAGAGCUGAUUGAGCGGAAGAAAUGGAAUCUAGCCACUCCCCCGCUCCGUGUUGGCAACCGAGUGCUCAUCAUGGAUGAGAACACUCGCCGUGGACAAUGGUUAACGGGCACCGUGUCAAAGCUAUUCCCAGGAGAUGACGGCCGCAUCAGGCGUGUCUCUGUCAAAACUGCAACAUCCGAAUUAAUUCGUCCCGUUGUAAAACUUUGUUUGUUUUCAGACGCAUAAUUGGCCGGACGGGACUGUUGUGCAUCUGCACAAAGGAAAGGGGGUGUGGCGGUAUGGCAACAGGGCGAACGAGUUGAGCAGACGACGAACAGGAUCGGUGAGAAAAGACGCGACGGCAGACUCAAAAAUAUAGCUUAGAGCACAUGAGUUGUAAUUGUCGUGUUAUCAGGUGUAUUGAGCCACUCUUCGUUUGUCAAAUACAGCCCACUCGCUGAUCACGGUGUUGUGUGUGUGUGUUAACAUUAAUUC
Messenger RNA from Daphnia magna, 1320 nucleotides. RefSeq lists its product as uncharacterized. Gene Ontology annotation, biological process: DNA integration. Gene Ontology annotation, molecular function: nucleic acid binding. The transcript has a single exon. The record is from RefSeq and is a predicted model, not a curated record. Bases 136 to 1071 code for a protein of 311 amino acids. NCBI's taxonomy places the organism in Eukaryota, Metazoa, Arthropoda, Branchiopoda, Diplostraca, Daphniidae.